This is a messenger RNA of Sabethes cyaneus, 1297 nucleotides long. RefSeq names its product adenosine kinase (gene Adk3). The record is from RefSeq and is a predicted model, not a curated record. The transcript has 5 exons. Gene Ontology annotation, cellular component: cytosol; nucleus. The coding region runs from base 120 to 1268 and encodes 382 amino acids. NCBI's taxonomy places the organism in Eukaryota, Metazoa, Arthropoda, Insecta, Diptera, Culicidae. Gene Ontology annotation, biological process: purine ribonucleoside salvage. Gene Ontology annotation, molecular function: adenosine kinase activity.
UGCAGUCUUUGAAAAACUAAUAGGAAAGGCGCGUUAAAAUCUUCGGCGGCUCAAUCUUGGAAUGGUCAUACGUUAAACGACUCCCUGUAUACAUAUCUUACUUGUGAGUAAUUAAGGCAAUGUUUAGUCCCAAAGUAACAAGUGACACAACUAUCAGUAGCUGUGAUCGUUGUCCACGGUUAAUUGCCUUUGGAAAUGUGCUGCUGGACAUAAGUGUCGAACUACGCGAUAACCAAAUUCUUCAAGAUUUUGACCUAAAAGAGGAUGAUCAGAGGGAAAUUCCGUCAGAUAAAUUAGCUCGGCUGGAGGAAGUCGCCAUAGAAACAUGUGGGAAUCCCAAAUAUAACCCUGGUGGAUCGGCGUUGAACACGUGCCGCAUUUUGCGCGCUCUUGGUGAGAAGAAUGUUCUGUUUUGCGGUGCGGUUGGUGCUGAUGAGAACGGCAAGAUACUGAUGCAGAUAUUGAAGGAUAAUUCACUUUGUACUUGUAUUCAGACACUGCCGGAAUAUUCCACGGGUACCUGUGUAUGCCUCAUCAGUGGUGAUAAGCGAAGUCUUAAUGCCAACAUCGGCGCAUCGCUAUACUUUAAAAAAGAAUUCGUAAUGUCUCGCUGGUGUCAGAGUAAGAUCGGUAGUUGCAACGCAGCUGUGCAUGAUGAGGUUGAUGAGGACGUAAGGGUUUUCUACAUCGAGGGCUACUUUGUUCCGGAAAAAUUUAACAUCUGUCAGUAUAUUUAUGAAAACUACUGUAAAGGAACGGCUAAUCUAUUCGUCACGAAUUUGAACGCCACUUAUAUACUACAAAACUUUACCAAACAAAUGAAAUACCUAGUUGAGCAGGCGGACCUAGUAUUUGGAAAUUUAACAGAAUUUGUAACAUUAGCCGAGAUUUACGAGUGCGAUAGCGUUGAUGCUUUGACCAGAUACUUGAUCAGAAAAUAUCUCAAACUAAACCGGGAAAAGAUAAUUGUCGCAACGGAUGCUAGUCGUUGCGUUCGGUUCUACCAUGGAAACGGUAGUGCGUUCUAUGCUGAAACAUAUCAGGUACCGAUAAUUCCGCAGAAGGCUGUUGUCGAUACAACUGGUGCCGGCGAUUCGUUCGUAGCUGGUUUCCUAUACAAACACUUGAACGGAGAAGCACCCACAUUGCUGGAUUGCGUGCGAUACGCCAGUAAGGUGGCAGGCAAAGUAAUUCGCCAGGUGGGCUGCAACUUACCUUCGUCGUUACCGGCAUCACCUCUAGUUUGUCCUUUGGAAAAUUCUACUUAAUUGCUUAUUUGCAGUAACAGAUAUGUGUA